Molecule: messenger RNA, 1292 nt
Organism: Microcebus murinus (gray mouse lemur)
Lineage: Eukaryota; Metazoa; Chordata; Mammalia; Primates; Cheirogaleidae
Gene: CHMP2B
Product: charged multivesicular body protein 2B
Biological process (GO): vacuolar transport
Source: RefSeq, a predicted model, not a curated record
AAUGCGCAGGCGCCGCCCAGAAGUGACUUCUCCAAAAAGUGUCUUAGUUCCUAGUCACCUGAGCUCCCGGCGACGCGGCUGCGGUAGCCUCGCGGAUACGCCCCUUCGCCGGGUCCUGCUUGGCGACCCUGCCCUCCGCCCCCUGGCCCUUCGCUCCGCCACCCCGAACUCGCCAAGGGCCUGUCCUUUUCCUCCUGUCCUUUCCCUGUCUCGGGCCGGACCGGGCCGAGCCGGGCCGCCAGGGCGCGGUCCCUGACCAUGGCGUCCCUCUUCAAGAAGAAAACCGUGGAUGAUGUAAUAAAGGAACAGAAUCGAGAGUUACGUGGUACACAGAGGGCUAUAAUCAGAGAUCGAGCAGCUUUAGAGAAACAAGAAAAACAGCUGGAAUUAGAAAUUAAGAAAAUGGCCAAGAUUGGUAAUAAAGAAGCUUGUCGAGUUUUAGCCAAACAGCUUGUACAUCUACGAAAACAGAAAACAAGAACUUUUGCUGUAAGUUCAAAAGUUACUUCUAUGUCAACACAAACAAAAGUGAUGAAUUCCCAGAUGAAGAUGGCUGGAGCAAUGUCUACCACAGCAAAAACAAUGCAGGCAGUUAACAAGAAGAUGGAUCCACAAAAGACAUUACAAACAAUGCAGAAUUUCCAGAAGGAAAACAUGAAAAUGGAAAUGACUGAAGAAAUGAUCAACGAUACGCUUGAUGACAUCUUUGAGGGCUCUGAUGAUGAAGAAGAAAGCCAGGAUAUUGUGAAUCAAGUCCUUGAUGAAAUUGGAAUUGAAAUCUCUGGAAAGAUGGCCAAAGCUCCGUCAGCUGCUCGAAGCUUAUUACCAUCUGCCUCUACUUCAAAGGCUACAAUCUCCGAUGAAGAGAUUGAAAGGCAACUCAAAGCUUUAGGAGUAGAUUAGUAAAAAAAAAAAAGUCAUAAUAUUUUUGCUUAUGUAGUAUAAACCAGGCACAGUGCAGAUUCCUUUUACAAAACACAUUUAUUUUGCAAAAAUAAAGAACAUGAUUGAACAGUUGUUUCCUAACCCAUGGCUAUUUUGAAUCUUUUGCCAAAGAAUGACAAUGAUGCAAAAGUGGGAACAGUUUGGAUUUUAAUUAGAACUAUUUAGGAGUGAUGAUGUGUAAAAAGUUGACUUCUUUUCUGCAUGGCACAGAGAAAUUAUAUUCAUUACUUAGUGUUGGUUUAUGUUCUAAAUCUUUUUACACUGAAUAUAAAAAUCUUGUUAAAUGCCAGUAGGCAUCAACUUAAAGAGACUUGUAAAAAUAUUAAAAGUAUAUCAUUAAUUCUGUA